GGGCAGGUGCAGAGACUGGCAGAUCGCCUGGGGAAAAUGCACUUUGCACUUUCCUAGGAAUCCCACCAAAGCUCCUCCUCUUCCUCGCUCCUUCCCGCCCUUUCUCACUCUCUCUCUUUUUAUGCCAGAUCCAUGGCGUAGGCAUGAAAUCUGCAGCCGUCCUUGCAAAUACAAAUAAACUUGGAUGAGCAGGAGAGAGAGAAUUAUCAGGAGCUGCUUCUUUGGGAAGGAGCAAGUAUAACAUGAAGAGACAAAUAUUUAAAAAUCAGCAGGAAUGAAAAGAGAAGUGGAAGAAAUUAUGAGCUGCUUGAGGUGUUGAUGCCCCUGAAGUCCUGCAGCUGCAAGAAGUUUUUGAAUUGAACAGAAGGGAAGAAUAUCCAGUCUUGGGGGAAAUAUUGAAAUAUAAAUUAAAUAGACACUGCAGAACCCACAGAAGGGAGAAGACCAUAUAAAUGAGGAGGAGCUUCAGUUGCAGUCCUGCCCUAAGGAUAAGAGAUUCCACACCUGGAAGAAUGCUUAUAAACGCAUGAGUGGUACAAAGAGUUUCAGUUGUAGUGAAAACCAUACUUCACAUCAAACUGUAGAGUAAGGGAAGAAACUGGAAUAUUUACUUCCUUUUUAAAAUCUUGAACUCCUAUGAUACCCACCUUUUCAUUUUCCCCAUAGUAGCCGAUUUCUGACAGUCUUCUGAAGUGACAUUGUGGAAAAACAGGUUGGAAGAGAAAUGGCUGGCAAGAAAGGGGGUCGAAAGAGGAAUGUGGGAAACCAGAGAAAUAAAACCUCUGCUUCUCAGAGCACCAACGUCCGCAAACUCCCUGUUCCACAAGACCACAAGAGAAGAAGGGAAAAGUGCCCAGACUGUGGGAAGACAUUCACAUCUAAAUCACAUUUAAACAGACACUACAAAAUCCACACAAGGGGGGAGAUCUAUAAAUGCGAGGAGUGUGGAAAGAGCUUCAGUGAAAGGCAAGACCUUACUUCACAUCAGAGAACUCACAGAGUUGAGAAGCGAUAUGAAUGUGUGGAGUGUGGAAAGAGCUUCAGUUGUAUCAAAAUCCUCAUUAUACAUCAAAGAACUCACACAGGGGAGAAGCCAUAUCACUGUGUGGAGUGUGGAAAGAGAUUCAGUCAAACAAGAGACCUUACCAUCCAUCAAAGAAUCCACACAGGGGAGAAGCCAUAUGAUUGUAUAGAAUGUGGGAAGAGCUUCAGAGAUGCUGGAAAAUUUGCGGUGCACCUAAGAACCCACACAGGGCUGAAGCCAUAUGAAUGUAUGGAGUGUGGAAAACGCUUCGCUCAGAGUGGAGCCCUUAACGUACAUCAGAGAACCCACACAGGUGAGAAACCAUAUGAAUGCCUGGUGUGUGGAAAGUGCUUCUGUCAGAAAGGAGCCCUUACUGUCCAUGAAAGAAGCCACACUGGGGAGAAACCAUAUGAAUGCAUGGAGUGUGGGAAAAGCUUCAGUCAACAAGCACACCUCAUUUUCCAUCAGAGAACACACAAGGGGGAGAAACCAUAUAAAUGUAAGGAAUGUGGAAAGAGCUUCUCUUGUACUUCAGUACUCAACAAACAUCAAACAAUCCACACAGCGUCGAGGCCCUUUGAAUGUGUGGAGUGUGGAAAGAAGUUCAGAAACAGGAGCUAUCUAACUAGACAUUUAAAAAUACACAGAGGGCUAAAACCAUAUAAAUGUUUGGAAUGUGGAAAGAAUUUCGGCCAUAGCAUUAGCCUUGUUCUCCAUCAAAGAAUCCAUACAGGGGAGAAACCAUAUAAAUGUAUGGAGUGUGGAAAGAACUUCCGUUACAGUGGAAGCCUUAGUUCCCAUCAAAUCAGUCAUACAGGGGAGAAGCCAUAUGGGUGUGUAGAAUGUGGAAGGAGGUUCAAAUAUAGCUCAAAUCUUUUCCAGCAUAAAAUGGCUCAUGCAGGUUUGAAGCCAUAUGAAUGCGAUAAGUGUGGGAAAAGCUUCAGCCAGAGACACCUCCUUACUGUACAUCAAAGAAGCCACACAGGGGAGAAACCUUUUGAAUGCACGCACUGUGGAAAGAGCUUCAGUAGGAAACGCUAUCUUAUUAUACAUCUAAGAAUCCACACAGGGGAGAAACCAUAUAAAUGUGUUGAGUGUGGAAGGAGCUUUACCGUUGGCAGUUCUCUUUCUCUUCAUGAAAGAACCCACACAGGGGAGAAGCCAUAUAAAUGUGAGGAGUGUGGAAAGAGCUUCACUAUAAAAGGAAACCUAACUACGCACAAAAGAAUCCACACAGGCGUGAAACCAUUUAAAUGUGUGGAAUGUGGAAGGUGCUUCGGUUGUAGCGGAAGCCUUAAGAAGCAUCAAAGAAUCCACACAGGAGUGAAGCCAUAUAAAUGUGAGGAGUGUGGAAAGAGCUUCAGCCAAACAGGAAGUCUUACUACCCAUCAAAGAACCCAUACAGGGGCGAUGCCGUAUGAAUGCAAGGAGUGUGGAAAGAGCUUUUGUCUUAAAUCACUUCUUGUUCAACAUCAAAGAACCCACACAGGGGAAAAGCCAUUUAAAUGUGAGGAGUGUGGAAAGAGCUUCACUAUAAAAGGAAACCUAACUGCACACAAAAGAAUCCACACAGGGGAGAAACCAUUUAAAUGUUCAGAAUGUGGAAGGAGCUUCAACUACAGGAAACAUCUCAUUGUGCAUGAAAGAAUCCACACCGGUGAGAAACCAUAUAAAUGCUCCGAGUGUGGAAAGAGCUUCACUCAGAGCAGUACCCUUUUUAAUCAUCGAAGGAUCCAUACAGGAGAGAAGCCGUUUGAAUGCUCAGAGUGUGGAAAGAGCUUCACUAGCAGCAGCAGUCUUUCAUACCACCACCGAGUCCACACUGAAGAGAAACCUUACAAAUGUUUUCAUUGCGAAAAGAACUUCAGCCAGAGGAGUGAGCUUCAUUCUCAUCAGAGAAUCCACACAGGGGAGAAACCUUAUAAAUGCUCAGAGUGUGGGAAGAGUUUUACUCACAGCAGUAGCCUUUCUUAUCAUCAAAGGGCUCAUAAAGGAGAAAAACCAUAUAAAUGUUCUGAGUGUGGGAAGAGUUUCUGUCAGAGCAGUGGCCUCAUCUCUCAUCAAAGAAUCCACACAGAAGAAAAACCAUACAAAUGCUCAGUGUGUGGAAAGAACUUCACUCAUAACAAUAGCCUUUGUAAACAUAAAAGAAUCCAUACAGGAGAGAAACCGUAUACAUGCUCAGAGUGUGGAAAGAGCUUCACUAAUAGUAGUAGCCUUUCUUAUCAUGAAAGAACCCACACAGGAGAGAAGCCGUAUAAAUGUUUUCAUUGUGGAAAGAGCUUCAGCCAGAGCAAUCACCUCCUUUCUCAUCAAAUAAUCCAUACAAGAGAAAAACUGUAUAAAUGCUCAGAGUGUGGAAAGAGCUUUACUCAUAGCAGUAGCCUUUCUUACCAUCAAAAAAUGCAUACAGGAGAAAAACCUUUUAAAUGUUCUGAGUGUGGAAAGAGUUUUUUUCAGAGCUAUGGCCUUCUUUAUCAUCAAAGAAUCCACACUGGAGGAAAACCAUAUAAAUGCCUGGUGUGUGGCAAAAACUUCAGUCAUAGCAGUAGUCUUUCUAGUCAUCAGAGACUCCACACAGGAGAGAAACCGUAUAAAUGCUCAGAGUGUGGAAAGAGCUUCACUAAUACUAGCAGCCUUUCUUACCAUCAAAAAAUUCAUAUAGGAGAGAAACCAUUUAGAUGUUGUGAGUGUGGAAAGAGUUUCUGUCAGAGCUAUGACCUGCUUAAUCAUCAAAGAAUCCACACUGGAGUGAAACCGUAUAUAUGCUCAGUGUGUGGCAAGAACUUCACUCAUAGCAGUAGCCUGUCUAAUCAUCAGAGACUCCAUACAGGCGAGAAACCAUUUAAAUGUUCAGAAUGUGGGAAAAGCUUUAGUCACAACAGUAACCUUACUUACCAUCAAAAUACUCAUUCAAGUGAAAAAAUAUUUAAAUGUUCAGAGUGUGGAAAGAGCUUCAGUUGUCGCCAAACCUUAGCAAUACACUACAGACUACAUACAGGAGAGAAAGCAUUUACAUGUUCAGAGUGUGGAAAGAGCUUCAACCAGAAGACUCACCUCACUAACCAUCAAAGGACCCAUACGGGAGAGAAACCAUAUAAAUGCUUAGACUGUGGGAAGAGCUUCAGCCGAAGCAAUACCCUCUCUAAUCAUCAGAGGCUCCAUACGGGAGAGAAACCAUAUAAAUGCUUGGAGUGUGGAAAGAGCUUUGCUCAGAGCAGUGGCCUUUCUUCCCAUCAAAGAAUCCACGCAGGAGAGAAAUCACAUAAAUGCUUAGAGUGUGGGAAGACCUUCACUAAUAGUGUUAGCCUUUCUUAUCAUCAGAGAAUCCACACGGAAGAGAAAUCGUAUACAUCAGGGGUGGAGAUCCUUUUGGGCUCUGGGAGCCAGAUCAUUAUCUGGCCCCACCAAGAGGGCCAAACGGGACAGGUGGGUGGAACAAACCACCUGUCAAUUGCAUGAUGUCAUAGUGACAUCGCAUGAUUGGCAGGUGGCUUGCUGCACUCGCCAGUCAAAAUCCCUUGCAGUGUUCCCUGGUGGCCAUCAGCCAGACAUUUGGGAGCCGUGCAGACGCUUGCAAAAUGAAAUAGUCCCCAUGCACCAAUUGCUAGGCGGAGGGUUACAUCCUGUUUUGGCUGCGCUUGCCCAUUCCAUAACGGGGACAGGCCUGUGCAACCAAGGCAGAAUUGAAUCCUGCUUUCCCGCCCAUCGGCUUAUGUCAAGGGCUGGUGUGCUUGGCUGAAAUGAAGGAGAAGGACCUGGUUGGAACAUGGUGUGCAUAGUGGAUCACCCGUGGGACUCGGAUCAGGACCCUGGUUCGCCCAUAAACGGGCACCUAAAAAUGUGCAG
Molecule: messenger RNA, 4873 nt
Organism: Podarcis raffonei (Aeolian wall lizard)
Lineage: Eukaryota; Metazoa; Chordata; Lepidosauria; Squamata; Lacertidae
Product: zinc finger protein 208-like
Exons: 3
Coding region: 725-4486 (1253 amino acids)
Biological process (GO): negative regulation of transcription by RNA polymerase II
Molecular function (GO): DNA-binding transcription repressor activity, RNA polymerase II-specific
Source: RefSeq, a predicted model, not a curated record